Messenger RNA from Gavia stellata (red-throated loon), 1333 nucleotides. It is a transcript of the gene TNFRSF19, whose product is annotated as TNF receptor superfamily member 19. The transcript has 9 exons. Gene Ontology annotation, biological process: positive regulation of canonical NF-kappaB signal transduction; positive regulation of JNK cascade. Gene Ontology annotation, molecular function: protein binding; signaling receptor activity. NCBI's taxonomy places the organism in Eukaryota, Metazoa, Chordata, Aves, Gaviiformes, Gaviidae. Gene Ontology annotation, cellular component: plasma membrane. Bases 103 to 1332 code for a protein of 409 amino acids. The record is from RefSeq and is a predicted model, not a curated record.
CCAUUUAAUACAGAAGCUCUGGCAGUGUGAAAUUAAGCUGCAGAAAGUCGGGGCACUGGAAAACUUCAUCAGAUAACAGGGAGAAAGGUUCAGUUGUAAGAAAUGGAUGCUAAAGGAUUACAAGGAGAAGAUAAACUGAAGAUGCUCAUAAUUUUACUAGCUUAUUUGCUAAGUAGAGUGAUUUGUGAGACUGGAGAUUGCAGAGAGCAAGAAUUUAGGGACCACACCGGAAACUGUAUCCUCUGCAAACAGUGUGGACCUGGAAUGGAACUCUCAAAGGAAUGCGGCUUUGGAUAUGGGGAGGAUGCACAGUGCAUGACAUGCAGGCCAAACAGAUUCAAGGAAGACUGGGGUUUUCAGAAAUGCAAGCCUUGUCUGGAUUGUGCAUUAGUUAACCGGUUUCAGAAGGCCAACUGUUCUGCCACCAGCAAUGCACUAUGUGGAGACUGUUUACCAGGAUUUUAUAGGAAGACUAAGCUUGGAGGCUUUCAAGACAUGGAGUGUGUUCCUUGUGGUGAUCCUCCUCCUCCCUAUGAGCCUCACUGUACCACCAAAGUAAAUCUUGUGAAGAUCCCUUCUACUGCUUCCAGUCCUCGAGACACUGCUCUUGCAGCUGUUAUAUGCAGUGCACUCGCAACAGUGCUCUUAGCUCUUCUUAUUCUUUGUGUUAUCUAUUGUAAGAGGCAGUUUAUGGAGAAGAAACCAAGCUGGUCUCUGAGAUCACAAGACAUUCACUACAAUGGCUCUGAAUUGUCAUGUUUUGAUAGACCACGGCUAAAUGAAUAUGACCACAGAACAUGUUGCCAGUGCCAGAGAAGUACAUCACAGACAUGUGGACCAGUUCACUUGAUUCCAUCACUGUGCUGUGAUGAAACCUGUAGCAUGGAGCAUAGCAGUCACAGUUGUGCUUUCCACUCACAGACUACGCUUAAUGAAAGGGCUUCUGAUUCUGUUGGAGAAAUGAUUCCUACCUUCCUUGGUUCUCUUUCACACUCUACCUGUGGAGAUAUUUCAGAUGCUUGGCCUCUUAUGCAAAACUCAGCUUGUUGUGACAGCAUUUCUUUCUGUGAAUCAUAUUCAGAACUGGCUGGAGGAUCUGCAAAAUCCUGCAGCCCUGUGACUGAAAAUGCAGCCACUGUUGAGUUGGAUAAUAACCAGGAACUGAGUGAAGUACUUAUUUCAGCUAAGUCUCUUGAUGGAAACGUUGCAAAGUCCUUUGAAAUCUCCAAACAUAGAACAUGCAUAGAAGUUUCAUCACUUCAGAACUCAGCGGCUGCUGAAACCCAGCCAAAGACAAAGCGUAAUGGAACAGCAAAUGACUCUACAGAUUGAU